Letharia lupina is the source of this 849-nucleotide messenger RNA. RefSeq lists its product as uncharacterized. The coding region runs from base 1 to 849 and encodes 282 amino acids. NCBI's taxonomy places the organism in Eukaryota, Fungi, Ascomycota, Lecanoromycetes, Lecanorales, Parmeliaceae. The record is from RefSeq and is a predicted model, not a curated record. The transcript has 2 exons.
AUGGGGUUCGAAAGAGAUAGUUUGUUGAGAAGAGCGAGUCGCAAGGACUGUGCUGAUGCGCAGGACAAGCGUACCGGAGAAUUAAUAAGCGAUAUAGAGCUAAAGAGGAAGGAGAAACAAAAAGCGCUGAAACUCUACGAGCAACGGAGGAUGGUACAGGAUCAGGGAGCAGAGAUUAUAGUAGGCUUCGAGCCCCUUUUGCAGAAGACACAGGAGCUACAGAGGCUGGAGGAGACCUUGCAAAAGAAGCGUAGUACUGUCCACGAUUCUGAGGCUGAAAUCAGUGAUCUCCGUGACAGAGACACGCAAGGCGCCGACAACGGACUGUUACUGACGGUACUUACGUCAAUGAGUACGGUGCAGAUGAAGACUGCUGCGACUCUGAUGGGGAGAAUGACAAUCCAACAAAGGGCAUCGUCGAGCGUCAAGCAAUUGUUUCAAUUGCAAGAUUCACUGGCUCCCAAUAGUCAUCAAAACGGCCACCCCUACACACACAUCGUCGAGGCCGUGGGUGGGUCUUACUUCAAGCCCAUCCUGGCAGAGACAAACAUAAUACGCAAGACUCUUACGGCAUUCCGGUACGUGGUUACUUUCCUGGGCUAUAAACUCUAUAUUAACUACGAAGUAGGCUCCGAUGCGACUAGUGCUCUGCCAGAGCUUGAUAGGACCUUUGAUAGAAAGGCUGUCCUGCAGGCACUGCGUGACAAACCGCCAGCCGGGCGUGAGGCGGUAUGGGGUAGAUACAUUGUCAAAAUCGAUGCAGAGAUUGAGCAAAGACAGGAGGAGGUGCUUCAAGACAUCCGUGAUAUAACGGAGAAGAGCUGGACUGCGGAAGAACGCCGGAAGUGA